Molecule: messenger RNA, 1061 nt
Organism: Nezara viridula (southern green stink bug)
Lineage: Eukaryota; Metazoa; Arthropoda; Insecta; Hemiptera; Pentatomidae
Source: the annotation of a GenBank genome assembly
UCAGUGCACCUCCAUCAAAACUUAGAGCGAAACUAUUGCUUGCUUUCAUAUGGCUACUGGCUGCUGUCCUGGCUACUCCAAUGGCUGUGGCUCUUAGUGUGACAUAUGUCGAUGAGCAUGACCAGUCUGGACGGGUAUAUAAAAAACCUUUCUGCAAUAACACAAGACUUUCAAAUAAUGGAAUGAUGGCAUACAGGAUGAUCCUAGUGUCAGUGCAGUACUUGACGCCUCUUUGUGUUAUAUCAUAUGCAUAUGCAAGAAUGGCUCUGAGACUUUGGGGGUCCAGAGCCCCAGGAAAUGCUCAACAUUCAAGAGAUGCAAACCUCAUGCGGAACAAGAAAAAAGUGAUAAAAAUGUUAGUGAUUGUUGUUGCUCUAUUUGCAAUAUGUUGGUUACCACUACAAACAUAUAAUGUACUACAAGACAUUUUUCCUCAGAUAAAUGGGUACCGCUACAUAAACAUCAUUUGGUUCUGUUGUGACUGGCUGGCAAUGAGUAAUUCAUGCUACAACCCUUUCAUUUAUGGUAUAUACAAUGAAAAAUUCAAAAUAGAAUUCAAACAGAGAUGCCCAUUCCGCCAAUCAAGAAGAUGGAGACCGAGCUUCGGAGGAGAUAGCAUGGAUCUAGAUAAAACACUUCAUCGCUAUGGAAGCAUGCACCAACCGACAAGAUGGGUUCGCUAUUCAUCAAGGCGCCGCUCAACUUUCUCACCCAGUCAACAUUAUGUCUACCACUGUGCCAACUCCAAUGUGGUUCAUCACCACAGUUCACAUACUGACAUAGAAGAGCUAUGCCUAUAAGCUCAUGUUGUAAAUAUUAAACGCAUAUCGUUAAGAUUUCUACAGGGUCAAAAUACAGAUGAAGAAAGUAUUUUAAAGUAAGGCGCUGUCUGAAAAAUACCAAAGAUUUCACAGGCGAUUGUAUUUUAUUUCUGAUAUUAUUUAUAGAUUUUUAGCUAUUUCAAAUUCUGUAUAAAUCAUUAUCAAUAAUUAAUUGUUAUCAUUUCAUACUCUUGUAAAAGUUAUGCUGAACAAAACAAGUUAGGAAGAGGCUGGGAAAAG